GGAAGUGCACAGCACUACAUGCGCACGUUAGUCAAAAUAAGUCAAAACCCUAGCACGCCAAACCCUAUAUUUUGCUUUUCUCCACUAUUUUCUUCUGUGCUGCCGCAUCUCCUUCUUCACUCCAGACUUCUCCUGCGACUACACCAAGCAUAAUGGCGCCGAAGAAGGAUAAGGCCCCACCACCAUCCUCAAAGCCUGCGAAGUCUGGUGGAGGGAAGCAGAAGAAGAAGAAAUGGAGCAAGGGAAAGCAAAAGGAGAAGGUGAACAACAUGGUUUUAUUUGACCAGGCAACGUAUGACAAGCUUCUUUCGGAGGUUCCCAAGUACAAGCUUGUUACUCCUUCAAUCCUAUCUGACAGACUGAGAAUCAAUGGGUCAUUGGCACGUAGUGCAAUUAAUGAUUUGAUGGCAAGAGGUUCUAUCCGGAUGAUAUCAGCUCAUGCUAGCCAGCAGAUUUACACAAGAGCCACCAAUACCUAGAGGAAGAAAACCAUAUUCUCACUUUGUCAUGGAUAGAUAGGUUGUUUCCAUCUUUUACGUUAGGAAACCGUUAUGCUGACGAGUCUAUUUUUUCCCCAUAAAUUUUGAUCUUCAUGCUUGUUAUUUUGAUGGAGGAAACCAUUUUUGUUUUUGUGCUAAUUAAAAUUGUUCAAUUGUGUUUUUUAGUGGCACAAAU
Molecule: messenger RNA, 675 nt
Organism: Pistacia vera
Lineage: Eukaryota; Viridiplantae; Streptophyta; Magnoliopsida; Sapindales; Anacardiaceae
Product: 40S ribosomal protein S25-like
Exons: 4
Coding region: 153-479 (108 amino acids)
Cellular component (GO): cytosolic small ribosomal subunit
Molecular function (GO): structural constituent of ribosome
Source: RefSeq, a predicted model, not a curated record